Nicotiana tabacum (common tobacco) is the source of this 2305-nucleotide messenger RNA. RefSeq names its product scarecrow-like protein 1. NCBI's taxonomy places the organism in Eukaryota, Viridiplantae, Streptophyta, Magnoliopsida, Solanales, Solanaceae. The record is from RefSeq and is a predicted model, not a curated record.
UCCUUUUUCUUGAGUUCCAUAAGAUUUGAUUAGUUUCAAUUCUCUUGGCAUCUUUCUUUAAAUUUUAUUGGUAAAGUCUUGAAACUUUGAUCUUUUUUCCAUAAAGGUUGAAUUUUUGGCACCAAAGACUAAAACUUUUAGUUAGUUUUGAAAGUUUCUUCAUCUCAUGGAAAUUGAUUAAUAACUGCUUGCAGCUGGAUUUGUACCUACUAAUUUACUAAAGAUAUAUUUAUUGGAAAGAUACCUAAAAAAAGAUUGCUGCUGUUGAUUUUUCUCUCUACUGUUAUACUGAGACAUCUAAAGAUCUUCCCUUUCUGAGUUCAACUGGACAGUAGCUGCGAGAACAUUUCCCAUAUACGAGAUUCAGCUACAAGGAUCCCGCAAUUGAGUAGCAGUUUUUGUAAGGGCAAAAUUCAAGCAACUUUAUUUUGAGAAUAAGAAUAAGAAGUGAACCAUGUCUUUAGUUAGAUCUGUUAGAACUAUUGGAAAUGGGAAACUCUACUUUCCAAAUGAUCACAAGGACAACUCUGGCUUGUCAACAUCCAUGUUCACCAAAAAUGCACAUGGAAUUAUGUAUGCAACCGAGUCUAGCAGCACAGACAGUUAUGAUCCCAAGUAUUUGCUCGACUCUCCUUCACCUUCAGAAGAACUUCUAAACACAUCACCUUCAGAAGAACUUCUAAACACAUCACCUUCAGAAGUCUCCGGGAAUCCAUUUCACCAGAGGCAUUCGUCUUCUUUCCACCCAUCAAGAGACUAUGAUGCGUGCCAGCUUAGUUAUGAUUGUGAAGACAUUGUCAGUCAAAGGCCAGAUUCAUUACAAUACAAUGACGGAAGGGUGACACUGAAGCUACAAGAACUUGAGAGGGUACUUUUUGACGAUAACGAAGUUGAUGGGGAUGACGUAUUUGCUCGUGGGCAGUGUAUGGACAUAGAUGAUGAAUGGUUUAGCCAAAUCGGAACUGUGUUGCUUCAUGACUCUCCUAAGGAGUCUACGUCCGCAGAUUCUAAUAUCAGUAGCAGCAGUAGCUACAAGGAAAUAUCUGUAACUGCUCCACAAACUCCAAAGCAGAUGCUUUUUAGUUGUGCUGCUGCUAUUCAAGAUGGAAACAUUGAACAAGCAUCGUCGAUGAUUAAUGAGCUGAGGCAAAUGGUCUCUAUCCAGGGUGAACCUCUUGAAAGAACUGCAGCUUACAUGGUUGAGGCUCUUGCAGCCCGAAUGGCCACAUCUGGCAAAGGUCUUUAUAAAGCUCUAAAAUGUAAAGAAGCGCUCUUUUCUGAGAGGCUCUCUGCUAUGCAGGUCCUCUUUGAAGUAUGUCCGUAUUUCAGGUUUGGUUUUAUGGCGGCAAAUGGUGCAAUCUUAGAGGCUUUUAAAGAUGAGAAAAGAGUUCACAUCAUAGAUUUUGACAUUAACCAGGGAAGUCAAUAUUACACUUUAUUGCAGACGUUGGCAAGUAUGCCUGGUAAGCCGCCCCAUUUGAGGUUAACCGGGGUAGACGACCCUGAAUCUGUUCAACGUGCUAUUGGAGGCCUUAAUGUCAUUGGACUGAGGCUUGAAGAGCUGGCUAAAGAUUUUAAGAUACCUUUCGAAUUCCAAGCGGUGGCUUCAAACACUGCAUUAGUCACCCCGGCAAUGUUAAACUGUCAUCCUGGCGAAGCUCUUAUCGUGAACUUUGCAUUCCAGCUUCAUCACAUGCCUGAUGAAAGUGUAUCAACGGUCAACCAGAGAGACCAGCUUCUGCGGAUGGUGAAGAGCUUAAAUCCGAAGCUGGUAACAGUUGUUGAACAAGACAUGAACACUAACACCACCCCAUUUCUACAAAGGGUUGCAGAAGUCUACAACUACUAUUCUGCUGUAUUCGAGUCUCUCGAUGCAACUCUUUCAAGAGAUAGCCAAGAGAGGGUUAAUGUAGAACGGCAAUGUCUUGCGCGUGAUAUUAUAAACAUUGUUGCCUGUGAGGGAGAGGAGAGAAUAGAGCGUUAUGAAGUUGCAGGAAAAUGGAGAGCUAGGAUGAUGAUGGCUGGUUUCACUCCAUCCCCAAUUAGUCCAAACGUCUACGACUCGAUCAAGAAUCUUAUCAAGCAAUAUAGUGAAAGGUACAAAGCAAAGGAGGAAGCAGGUGCACUCCAUUUUGGGUGGGAAGACAAGAGCUUGAUUGUUGCUUCAGCUUGGAAAUAGUUACAAAGUAUGCUUUUCUCAUAUAAACUUGUAAUGACAUCUGACUUUGUGAUAAUAUUCAGUGUUUAUGAUCAGAAUGCAUGACAUUAUAUACUUUGAGGCUAUUGAUGAUGAAAAUUAACAAUA